Molecule: messenger RNA, 2162 nt
Organism: Austrofundulus limnaeus
Lineage: Eukaryota; Metazoa; Chordata; Actinopteri; Cyprinodontiformes; Rivulidae
Gene: arsg
Product: arylsulfatase G
Exons: 12
Coding region: 121-1734 (537 amino acids)
Molecular function (GO): arylsulfatase activity
Source: RefSeq, a predicted model, not a curated record
CUCCGUCCUGUCUCCUCGUGCUGUUCGUCUGAGACCUUCUCUCACUCAGAAGCUGGUGUCGCGCGCUGCAUCCAAGAACGCACAUUCCCAAACAGUAAGGCUAUACAGUUUGAAGCCACCAUGAUGGAGGCCUUAAACCAGCUGGUCCUGUCCAGAGUGUUGCUAUGUGGGCUCCUUCUCCACACAGUGUCCCACCGGGGACUGGGAACUGGGGAGACAGUUAGAACAAAGCCCAAUUUCAUCAUCAUACUGGCAGAUGAUAUAGGCUGGGGUGACCUGGAUGUUAACCAACCAGAGAAGAAGACAAACAACACACCAAACCUUAACCGGAUGGCCCAGGAAGGACUAAGACUGACAGACUUCCACUCCCCUGCAUCAACAUGUUCUCCGUCCCGCGCUGCAAUCCUUACAGGCCGAUAUGGCCUCAGAAACGGAGUGAUACAUAACUUCGGCGUGAAUUCUGUGGCUGGUCUGCCCCUUUCUGAAAUCACCUUUCCCCAGCUGCUGCAGCAGGCAGGUUAUUACACCGCCAUGAUCGGGAAGUGGCAUCUUGGGCACAACGGACCGUACRGUCCGACUAACAGAGGUUUUGACUACUACUUGGGUAUUCCCUACAGCAACGACAUGGGCUGUACUGACACACCAGGCUAUAACCUGCCUCCGUGCUCCCCUUGUGUUACAUCCAGACCUGAAGUGACYCGACUGAGGAGGAGCGUACAUGGGGGCUGUUACUCCAAGGUGGGCCUUCCUCUGGUUGAAAACCGCAGCAUUGUGGAGCAGCCGCUUGACCUGUGGACAUUAACAGAGAAGUACAAAUCUGCUGCGCUCAGGAUUAUACACAGUGCAAGGGCCCGAGGACAGCCGUAUCUGCUCUACGUUGCGUUGGCUCACAUGCACGUCCCACUUGCCCCGCCRCUCUCUCCAGACUCCCACGCCUCUGCCCAGUACCCAAGCGAUGGAACGUACUCUGCCAGUCUGCGGGAACUGGAUGAGUUGUUUGGAACAUUAAAAACAGCCUCAGAUAAAGACAACACUCUUAUCUGGUUCACUGGUGACAAUGGUCCUUGGGAACAGAAGUGCCAGUAUGCAGGAAGUGUUGGACCUUUUACUGGAAAAUGGCAGACAAAUAAAGGCGGGGGUUCAGCUAAGCAGACCACCUGGGAGGGAGGUCACAGGGUGCCCACUGUGGUUUAUUGGCCUGGACGAAUCCCUGCAAACACCACCAGCUCUGCUCUGCUCAGUGGGAUGGACAUCUUCCCUACAGUUCUGUCUCUGGCCGGAGUGACUCCCCCCUCAGACAGACGUUACGAUGGCAUCGAUGCUACAAAUAUUGUCCUGCAGCGUGAACACACUGGCCGUGAGUUUCUCUUCCAUCCUAACAGCGGCGCUGCGGGGACGUUUGGAGACUUGCAAACAGUUCGAGCAGGAAAAUACAAGGCUUUCUACAUCACAGGUGCUGCAGAAGCAUGCGGUGGUGGAACAGGGGAGCAGCAGCUCCACGACCCACCUCUCAUAUUUGAUCUGGAGCGUGAGGAGGCAGAGGAAACACCCCUGCCGUUUGACACACCUGAGUACAAGGCCGCCGCACAAAGGGUUGCCCACAAAAGGGAGGAAGUGCUAUGGGACAUUGCUACGGACAUGUCAGUGUCCACAGCAGACUACAGCACAGACGAGUCAGCAGCACCCUGCUGUGAUCAAACACAGGCUGUCUGUCGGUGUCACAGGAAGACAUAAAGACUUUCAGGAAACACUGGUGAAACUCUGAUAGGCAGACAUGUGGAGACCACCGAGGUCUACAGAACAGCUGGAGUUUGUCUUGACCAUGUAACCGUGUGAUCUGCUGUAGCAGCAACAACUAAUCAGACCAGGCAAUAGUCUAGAUUUAGCAUUACUGUACAUAUUGGUAAGAUAGCAAACAAUAAGGACUGAUUGUGUAAAAUUUGUAAAAACUAUUAAUGAUCCAAGCAAAAUUAUUAAUAAUAUAUUAGAGUCUGUAUAAGCUAUCUAAUGCAAAUCAAAAUGCUAGAAAGCUGUGUGUUAUGAAUGUACUAACAGAAGAGAAGCAGGAAAAUGUCUCUCAUUUCAUAAUUAAGCUGAUUUUAUCUUAUUUAUGUCAAUGUGGAUGUGAAGCUAAUGUAAAAUUAAAAUAAGCUUAUAAAGUC